UGCUGCCAAGGUUGCUUAUAUGGAGUUAGCAAAAUGCAAAUCCUUCCAUACGAGUUAUCCUUUGACUGUGUCCUCGGACUUGGAAGGUGAAAUUUUCAAAACUGAGAGUUGCUUGGAUUCACUGUCUAUUUCUCAUUCAGCUGCGACAUCAACUGUGAAAGAUGUUCACCAGCCUGAAGAAAGCAAAAGAAAGACUCAUCAGCUAGGUGACUCAACUAUAUCCUCGGAAACAAAGGAUGAGAAGCUCAGUUUUUCUCCUUGUGAAAGCUUGCUUUCCGUUGCUAAAAAGCGAGGAAACCCCACGGUUGGAUGUCCGCCAAAUUCAACUUCAGUUUUGAUGAGUUUUGAGGUGGAGGAUGAAGAAAAAGAAGAUGAAGAGAUGGUUCACUCUAAACAUGCAUCUGCACAGUCCAUAGGUGCUGAAAAGUUUAAUGCAUCUUCACUUUUGCGGAGCGUGCAUGAGCUCAGUGUAAAUGAAAAUUCACCUUCUUCAAUGGAAUCAAUGGUCCAUUUACCUAAAGAAACUAUAUCAUCAGCUGCAAUGGCACCAACCCAUUCCUCUACUGUAUCGAAUGCAAAUUCUAGCGCGAGAAAGACUGCAGAAACCAAAAGUUACCUCCUUUGUAACAGGGUCACAGUGUACAAAUCCAUUCCAGAUGAAGUCCCCAAGGGUACUAUUGUGCUUCCUAUUGGUGAAGAUAAGUGGGUUGUUGUGAACUUGGAAUUCCCCAAUGAGAAAGUGUAGCUAAUUAAGUACUACAGUAGAUACAUGUUACUUACAUUUAUCCUCCUCUUAAACAUAGAGGCUAAACUGAAACAAGGAUGACUAUAGUGUAUCUAUUUAAGGAACUUCUCUGUAAUAUUCUCUGAAACAUAAAAGUGCUGUUUUGGAAGUUAAGUUGGCUAUUAAUAUGAUAUAAACAG
Messenger RNA from Nicotiana attenuata, 924 nucleotides. RefSeq lists its product as uncharacterized. The record is from RefSeq and is a predicted model, not a curated record. The transcript is spliced from 4 exons. Lineage: Eukaryota; Viridiplantae; Streptophyta; Magnoliopsida; Solanales; Solanaceae. Bases 20 to 745 code for a protein of 241 amino acids.